Molecule: messenger RNA, 3832 nt
Organism: Xyrauchen texanus (razorback sucker)
Lineage: Eukaryota; Metazoa; Chordata; Actinopteri; Cypriniformes; Catostomidae
Product: guanine nucleotide exchange factor DBS-like
Exons: 22
Coding region: 19-2436 (805 amino acids)
Biological process (GO): intracellular signal transduction; positive regulation of Rho protein signal transduction
Cellular component (GO): extrinsic component of membrane; cytoplasm
Molecular function (GO): guanyl-nucleotide exchange factor activity
Source: RefSeq, a predicted model, not a curated record
UUUUGUCUUUAGGAAGAGAUGGCAGGUACUCUCAGCCAAGGACACAAACUUCUGGAGAACAUUAGAGAACCAGUGCACAGGGACCCAGACAGCAGUCUGAAUCCUGAUCAGCUGGAGAACCUUGCUACAGUGUACAGGCUAUUAUCCCAGAUAAAUGAGAGCUCUACAGCAUUUGAUGACUUCUGGCUCCAGCAUCAAAAUAAGCUGGAGUUGUGUUUGAAACUAUGCCAGUUUGCCUACAACUUUCAACAGGUGCAAACAGAUUUGGAACAUGCAACAGACACACUAAAUGCUUUAUCAGAUGUUGGAAUAAGCUCCGCCCAAACAGAACACAUUCUUGAAGAGCUGACCAAUCAUGAAGAGAAGGCCUUUGAUGUGUUAGACAGAGUAAGGUCCCUGGUAGCUGAGGGACAAGGUUUGAUUGACAGCUUUCAAUAUGUUGAUGACAGUGUUGCAAUAAAUUGCAGUGCACUUCAGAAAAUUGGAGAGAAACUUGCCCAAGGGCUGAAAGACAAGAGCACCAUGCUAACACAAGCUAUGGAGCUACAUAGAAGAUUGGACAUGGUGUGUAAAUGUUGUGAUGAUGGGAUUUACAUGCUCGCAUCACAGCCUCUUGACAAGUGCCAGUCACAAGAAGGGGCAGAGUCAGCACUGUCAGAACUGGAGUGUUACCUGGAGACAGCAAAUGAGAAACAGCAAUGGAACAUCAGCACAGUUUGGCUGGAAUAUGAGAGUAUUCUAAACAAUGAGCUCAAGGAGCAGGUGAAGCGUGUGUUUGAGAAGAAAGCAUCGCUAGAGGAGAUGUUUGAAAGGAGGAGGGUUAGCCUGAAGAAAUUAGCAGCAAAGCAAACACGCCCAGUCCAACCUGUUGCCCCCCGACCAGAGUCGCUCUCAUCUCCAGCUCACAGAGAUCAAGAGAACAGCUUUACCAGUGAGGACUCUCUGGAAAGAAGAGUGUCCUGUAAACAAGUAAGCUCUGAUACGAUUGACAGGAGUAGUCGCAGUGCCUCAGUAUCUGAGGAGGAGGAGACCCUGGCUGUACUCCGCAGGCAUGUAAUAAAUGAGUUAGUGGAAACAGAGAGAGCAUAUGUGGAAGAGCUAAUGUGUGUUUUACAGGGAUAUGCUGCGGAAAUGGACAACCCCUCCAUGUCUCCUCUCAUCCCAGCAGCCCUGCAAAACAAGAAGGAUGUGUUAUUUGGGAAUAUGCUGGAGAUUUAUAAUUUCCACCAAAGGAUAUUCCUCAAAGAACUGGAGAAUUACACUGACUGUCCUGAGCUUGUUGGCUGCUGCUUUCUGGACUGGAUGGGUGAGUUGCAGAUUUAUGAGAAAUACUGUCACAACAAGCCUCGCUCUGAGAGCCUUUGGAGGCAGUGCUUGGAUUGUCCCUUCUUCCAGGAGUGCCAGAAGAAACUUGAGCACAAACUGGGGCUGGACUCGUACUUACUGAAACCUGUGCAGAGGAUCACUAAAUACCAGCUCCUGCUGAAGGAGAUGAUUAAAUACAGUAAAGGCUGUGAGGGGUCAUUGGAGCUGCAGGCAGCUCUUUCCUCCAUACUGGGCAUCCUGAAGGCUGUUAAUGACUCAAUGCACCUCAUCGCCAUCACUGGAUAUGAGGGUAACCUUGGAGACCUUGGUCGCCUGCUUAUGCAGGGGUCGUUCAGUGUAUGGGCGGAGCAUAAGAGAGGUCACGUGAAGGUGAUGGAGCUUGCAAGGUUUAAGCCCAUGCAGAGACACCUUUUCCUGCAUGAGAAAGCUCUGCUCUUCUGCAAGAGACGAGAAGAGAGUGGGGAGGGAUACGAGAAAGCCCCUUCCUAUAGCUUCAAACAGGAGCUCAGCAUGAGUGCUAUUGGAAUAACAGAGCAUGCUAAAGGGGACAGCAAGAAGUUUGAGAUUUGUUCCAGUUCAAGGGAUGAGGUAUACACCAUACAGGCCUUGUCUGAGGACGUUAAGACCAUCUGGGUUACAGAAAUCCGGAAACUUUUAACAGGACAGCUGGAGGCCUGCAAAGAAGCAAGUCAGCCGAAGCCUCCUGAUCAGUUCUCAAAUACUAGUUCAAUUAACAGACUGGUGAGAAAUGAUAGUAAUAUUAGGAGUGGAGGAGUGGAAAAACAAAAGACUGAGGAAGAAAGAGGCAAAGAUCUUGAGAACAUCCCAGAACCCAGAAUGACAGAAAGAACAAAAGGUUCAUCUUGCAGCUCUGAGACAAAACCAAAACGACAUGAUAUCUGGAGUGACCCGACACCUCUAGGUUGGACUAAAGGAUCUCUCUCCCUGGGUGCCUCUGUGGAGCAUGACGGAUACUUCAGUGCAGAGGAGCAUGUGACCUCGGACCCCGAGGAGGAGAGGGAAGAGAAGCUGUGUGAAGAUGAACCACAGUCUGUGAGGAUAUUAGAGGAGAUCCAGUGUUCUGAAGAGAAUGAGAAUUCCAAGAAAUGAGAGUUCAGUGUUUGUAAAAGAGGAUAUGCAGUCAAUGUACAGCAUAUACAGUGGCCGCAAAAGGUAUUUAGACAUGCUUAAUCCACUGACAAAAAUGUAUGAAUUUCAUUGCAUUAGAUAAAAAAAUUUAACAAGUGGCAUUUAUUUUGAAUAAAGAUAACACAAGCACAUUUUCUUGCAAUUUUCACAAAAAUAAGUUUAAGAGAUUUUAAAUUAUAAAACAAUACUGUUCAAAAUUAACACAAAAAGUAUUUUGACACUUUCUGGUAGUCAAACGUUAGUGGAACAUGCAUUUUUGAUUUGGUGUGGAAGGCUCCUGGGCAGUUAUUUUCUGUGGAUACAAACGGCAUAAAAAUACAGCUCCCAUCUACUUUAAUGAGGAAAGACUAAAAUAUCCAAAAAGGUUGGUCAAGAUUACAAUCAAUAAACAUAUUUAAAAUAAGCAGUAAAUUCUGACAAAAAUGAAAUCAUACAUUGUGCUUCUUUAUAUCCCAGCUGGUUUAGCUAAUGCACAUGUGCAUUCUGGAGUUGAUUGACAGGUAAUAUCUGUAUCUAAAAAGUGAUUGGCUCUUUUACCUGAAAGGCUGGACUUUUUCAACAUAAUGGGUGUUUCAAUUUCUGCUAUUCAAUUUAACACAAGUGCUCCGUCUGUGGGCAAAUAGUCUCUGAAACUGAAACCUAUAGUGUAACAUUAAGAACUUUUUACUCUUUGUAUACAGAGAAAAAAUACUAUUGAAAGAAGAGCAUUCUUUGCUGAAGGUAUAGAUAUAGUAAAAAGGACUUAAAUAUUGAUCUGUUUCUCACCCACACUUAUCCUAUCAAUUCUGAAGACUUUGAUUUAACCACUGGAGUCAUAUGGAUCUUCAAAGUACUGGGCACCAUUCCCUUUCAUUGUAUGAACCUACAGAGCUGAGAUUCUUCUAAAAAUCUUCUUUUGUGUUUAGCGGAAGAAAGAAAGUCGUACAUAUGGAAUGGAAUGAGGGUGAGUAAAUGAUGAGAGAAUUUUCAUUUUUGGGUGAACUAUCCCUUUAAAGCACCAAAAUAAUUUCAAUGGAAAUUCCGUGUCAGCACUUUACUCACUGUCUCAUAAUAAGCUGUGAUAGGUGUCUCAAAUACCUAAAACUUAUAACACGUUAAUUAUAUUUGCCACAGUGAUGGUGUCCAUACUGGGAUAUGGCAUGUCUAUUGUCAAGUCCUGUGAUUUCAUUUGUGAAUGCAAGUAAACAGUUGUUAUAUCAGUGUGUACAAUGCAGGAAACUUGGACCUACAUGUUAAACAAGCAUAUUGUAUAUGCAGAUGUUGUUUGUCAAAGUGACUGUGAUCACCCUGUGGUGUUUUUAUGUAGAAUUGUACCAGUGGAUUUUAUUUUAUAUGUGCAUAAAAAAAUAAAACCAUA